ACUGUGCAGAUCACUCGUUGUUGUGAAGCCAUGGUGAUGAAGUGUACUGCUGUGUGCCUUGUGGUACUGGCCUUGUUUGGCAGCUUGUGUGAUGCUCAGUGGAAAGAUGUUCCUCACAAGCCCUCAAUACCUAAAUACCAGAAGCCAGCAGCACCUGUGCGACAGGAGCCCAUCAAACAGGUGCCUCAAGAGCCCCCACAGACAAAGCAGACAUUUGAGAGACCACUCACUUGGACAUACCCUGAAGAUCCCAAGCCCGAGCUCCAACCUGAGGUGCCUUUCGAGCUGAGACAUCCCGUUCCUGCUGCAACUGUCGCUGUUGAUUGCAGAGAGAAGGACGCUCAUGUAGAAGUCAAGAAGGACUUGUUCGGAAUUGGCCAGUUAAUCAACCCUGCUGACCUUACCCUGGGACAGUGUGGUGCUGUUGCAGAGGACACUGCUGCUCAAGUGCUGAUUUUUGAAGCCGAACUGCAUGAUUGUGGCAGCUCAUUAGCAAUGACAGAAGAUGCCCUCAUCUACACCUUCACUCUGAACUAUAUUCCCCAACCUCUGGGUGGUGCUCCUGUGGUGAGGACAAGCAAAGCUGCUGUAAUUGUGGAAUGCCACUAUCCAAGGAAGCACAAUGUAAGCAGCCUUCCUCUUGACCCACUCUGGAUCCCAUUCUCCGCGGUUAAGGUGGCAGAGGAGUUCUUAUACUUCACCCUGAAACUCAUGACUGAUGACUGGCAAUUUGAGAGGCCAAGCUACCAGUAUUUCCUGGGAGACAUCAUUAAUAUUGAGGCUUCCGUCAAGCAGUACUUCCACGUGCCCCUCCGAGUUUUUGUGGACAGCUGUGUAGCGACUCUUUCACCUGACGUGUCCUCCAACCCCAGAUAUGCCUUCAUUGAGAACCAUGGGUGUUUAAUUGAUGCUAGGGUCACAGGCUCUGCCUCGAGGUUCGUGGCUCGCACUGCAGAGAACAAGCUUCACUUCCAUUUGGAGAGCUUCAGGUUCCAGGGUGCUGACAGUGGACUGCUCUACAUUACCUGCCACUUGAAAGCAACAUACACUGCCAAUGCCAUCGAUAGUGAACAUAGAGCUUGUUCCUACAUCAAUGGGUGGAAGGAGGCCAGCAGUGCUCACGAAGCUUGUGGUUCCUGCGAGUCAAUUGGAUUUGGCUCAUCUGGCACUUCGCCUGGUAUAGUUGGGGCUUCUGGUUCAACUGGUUCCUUUGGCACUGGUGGUGGACCACCCUCUUUGUCUAAUCCUGGAAGGAAGAUCCGUGAUGUGACCCCGACUGAAAUUUUUGAAUGGGAAGGUGAUGUCACCCUGGGUCCCAUCCCCAUUGAGGAGAAGGUGAUUGCUUAACUCAAUCCCCUGCCAUGGCAAUGACCAUCAAAAUAAACAUUCUCAUUGGUUCA
Molecule: messenger RNA, 1400 nt
Organism: Xiphias gladius (swordfish)
Lineage: Eukaryota; Metazoa; Chordata; Actinopteri; Istiophoriformes; Xiphiidae
Product: zona pellucida sperm-binding protein 3-like
Exons: 8
Coding region: 31-1347 (438 amino acids)
Biological process (GO): positive regulation of acrosome reaction; binding of sperm to zona pellucida; egg coat formation
Cellular component (GO): extracellular matrix
Molecular function (GO): acrosin binding
Source: RefSeq, a predicted model, not a curated record